GGUUACUGAUCAUUCUUGUGUGAGUGAGAGCCAAGGUCCACUUUAGGGUCAUUCCAUGGCGAUGGCGAACGAGAAGGUGUGUGUCACCGGCGCUUCUGGUUUCCUGGCAUCUUGGCUCGUGAAGCGGCUAUUGGAGGAGGGAUAUCACGUCAUCGGGACUGUGCGCGAUCCAGACGAUGCGAGCAAGACUUCGCGCUUCCAGGGGCGAGAGAGAGGCUGGAGCUCAAGAAGGCCGCGCAAGGGGCCUUUGACGAUAUUGUUCAAGGCUGCCAUGGAGUUUUCCAUGUCGCGGCUGCCGUGACUCUCAGCUACAAGGACGAUCCACAGGUAACUUUGCUUGACUCCUUCGAUUCGGUCUAGUCUUGUAUCACAAACUUUUACUGGUUGUUUUUGUUUACGGUUCUUCUUCCAG
Selaginella moellendorffii is the source of this 412-nucleotide messenger RNA. Its product is annotated as tetraketide alpha-pyrone reductase 1-like. The record is from RefSeq and is a predicted model, not a curated record. Bases 56 to 301 code for a protein of 81 amino acids. The transcript is spliced from 2 exons. Lineage: Eukaryota; Viridiplantae; Streptophyta; Lycopodiopsida; Selaginellales; Selaginellaceae.